AAGCAUAUUGUUAAUAUUUAUGCUAUAUAUUGGGAUCCAGAAAUAAUACAAGAUGUUUUUUUCCAUAAUUAAUAAAAUUAUAGUUCUAGGAAUAUUAAUUUUAAUUGUUCCUACUUAUGGCAAUCAAAGUACACAUUUGAAAACUAGAGAUUCUAAAGUAAGCGUAGAAAAUACGCCGUUUAAGGAUUUUGUUGUUGAGGAUGAAGAUAUCAUUGCUUAUAUUUCGAAAGAAGAUUAUAAAGAUAAAGAUAAAUGCGAAGCAAUGCUUAAUGAAUAUUGUGAAGAAUUGAAAGGAAUAGAUUCAGAAUUAAAUAAAGUUCAUAGUAAAGUUAAAGAAAUUUGUAAUAAUGUAAAACAAAAAUGCACAGAUACGAAAGCAAAGAUUCAAAAAAAAGUCGAUGAAGCUCCAGAUUUAGUCGUUAAGUAUGUGCAAAUAGACAUCUCUUAUAAAGAAUGCGAUCAAUAUUAUCAAACAUGUAUGUUUUAUGAAACUACAAAAGAGCCAUAUGUUUUAGAUUUCUGCAAUAUCCUUAGAUAUUUAUGUUAUUUUUUCAGGAAUACAGAGAUGAGAAAUGAAGUCAUUCUUAGAGCUUUUCCUACUAGUAUUAUUGAAUCUAAAGAUUUCCAGGAAAAAAAGCAGGAAAUUUGUCCAACAUUGAUUAAAAAGGGUGAUGAUCUAGCCUCAUUAUGCCUUAAAGAUAUUUCACUUGAAAAUUUCAAUAAAAGUAUUGAUGGGUUUUGCAAUUCUUUAAAAGAUCUCAUUAAUGAUAAUAAAAAAGAAGAAGUAUGUCAUGAAAAACUCGGAAUAUAUCCUCUUCUCAAAGAGAGAUGUAAAGAGAAAAACGAGAAAUUGAAGAAACUAUGCGAGGGAGAGAAUAUUACAUAUAGGCCUCCAGUUAAAAAUUUUAAUCCGAUUGAGCAGGAAAUGGCAUUGUUAGAGGAGAUUGAUCUGGAAAAUCUUUAUAAAGAAGGAAGAAAUAGAGGGCUAAUUCUUGGAGCUUUAGAAAAAACGUUGGAUGACAUGUUAACCUUUUUGUCUCGGAGUAUUAGCCCUGAUGAUAUGGAAAAAAAAUGCAAUAACAUACUAAAUACUAAGUGUACUUAUCUUAAAACUAUAAGUUCUGAAUUUAAAGAAUUAUGUGAAAAAAAUAAAUAUCAAGAAAAAUGUAAAGAUAUAUCAAAAGCAACGAAUAGGUGUACAAAGCUUAGAAUAAGACUUUAUCUAGAUGGAACUUCUACAAAAUUUGAAAAUAAAACGGGAUUAUUGUCUUAUGAUGAGCUUUCGACAUCAUUUAGCGAGAAUGAAUGUUUAGAGGUUAUCUCGGAAUGUACGUAUAUUAAAGGAUUAUGCCAACCUGAUAUACUUAUCGAAUGCCAAAAUCUAAUGAUUGCAUGUCAUAAAAAGAAACAAGAUCUACUAUUCAUUAAAUUAAUUGGAAGUGAGUUGUACAAACUUAAUAAAUUAGAAUCGAAUGAUGAAAGAUUUAAUAAAUGCCAAAGAAUAGUAUUGGAAAAGUGCGCUACACUUGAAAAUAAUAAUGUUGAUAUUUUUUUGAGAUGCCUUCGGCCAAAGGAGAUAUGUCUUAGAUUUGAAAAAAUUAUUUCGUCUCAAUUGAAAGAUCUAGAACAAGUUUUGAAUGAAGUACGGGAUUCUCCUAAUGAAAAGGACUGCAUUAAAUUGAAAGAGGAUUGUGAAGGUAUUUUGAAAGAUUUAGGUUUAAAUAAUGGGAAAUGCGUUACAUUGAAAGAGCGAUGUGAAUAUUUUAAAGUUACAAAAGAACUGAAAUGUGUGUUUUUCAAAGAAAAAAGUGAUGCAUUAGCGGAUAAUCAAAAAUGUAUGAAAGCUUUGAGGAAUAAAUGCCAUAAAUUAUUUAGAAAAAGAAAUAAUAUAUAUCAUGUUUCAUGCGCUUUACCAGAAGAAACAUGUAGAUUUAUGGUUUCGGAAGCUAAGAAUCAUUGCAAUAUUUUUAAAAAGAACAUGGAAAAACAUGGAAUUAUUAAUAAAACUAAAGAUUCAAAUGAAACAUUGGUUGAAGAAACCUGCAUGGUAUGGGAUCCAUAUUGUGAUCAACUUAUGGAGAAUUGUCCAGAGACGUUAAAAAAUAAUUCCAGUAGCGCUGAUGGGAAAGGAGUCUGUUUACAACUGAAAGAGAACUGCGAGCCAUUCUGGAAGAAAAAACAAUUGGAGGAUGGGCUGACUCAUGAGUUGAAAGGCACUUUAAACGAGAAAGAAAAAUGUAAAGAAGCAUUAGGAGAGCGUUGCGCUGAGUUGAAAAAGAAUGAAAGAUUCGGAACUCUGCUUAAUAAAUGUGAAGAUAAAACUUUCGAAGAACUUUGCAAAAAAUUGGUUGAAAAAGUACAGAAGAUAUGCCCUACUUUAAAAAUCGAACUGGAUAAAGCGAAAAAAGAAUUGAAUGAUAAGAAAGAUGAAUACGAAAAGGCCAAACAGGUGGCAAAAGAAUCUAGGAAGAAAGCUAACUUAUUGCUAUUGAUACCUCGACAAACUGUAAUGCCAAGUGCGCAGAAUAGCAGUGGUUCUGUACCAGCACAGCCACCACUAGCACCUCCAGCAGCACCAGAAGCACCAGCAGCAGGAUCAUCUUCUACAUCAAGUGGAACACCAAACGCAGCAGAUGGAACGAAAGGGAAUACAAAACUUGGACUUGUUAAAAGAGCGUAUGUAGCUGGAGGAGUAUCAGAAGCAGAGGUAAAGGCAUUUGAUGACACGGCAAUAGCAAUGGAGUUGUAUUUGGAAUUGAAAGAAGAAUGUAAAGCUUUAGAAUUAGAUUGCGGUUUUAGAAAGGAUUGCCCGAAUUCUAAAGAAGUUUGCGGAGAAAUAGACACGUUAUGCGAAGAAAUAAAACCAUUAGAAGUUACGCCUUGUCAUGCAGGGACAAUAAUAAAAGAAACAAUGACAAAAUUGCAAACGACGGAUAUAUGGGUGACGAGUACGUCGAUAGUGACGUCAACAGUCACGUCGACCUCAAUGCGCAGGUGCCAACCUACAGAAUGUAUCACUGAUAAAGGAGGAAAAGAAGAAGUAAAACCAAAUGAUGGGAUGAAAAUAAGAGUUCCUGAUAUGAUUAAAAUAAUGUUGUUGGGAGUGAUUGUUAUGGGGAUGAUGUAA
This is a messenger RNA of Pneumocystis carinii B80, 3127 nucleotides long. RefSeq lists its product as hypothetical. The transcript has 2 exons. The coding region runs from base 53 to 3127 and encodes 1024 amino acids. NCBI's taxonomy places the organism in Eukaryota, Fungi, Ascomycota, Pneumocystomycetes, Pneumocystales, Pneumocystaceae. The record is from RefSeq and is a predicted model, not a curated record.